AGUGAAGCUUUAAAAAUCGUUGUUCUUUAAUCAGUGAGUUUCUGUUUUGCCUACUACUAUUUGCGGUUUAUUUCUUUACCGGCGUAUCUUAGCUUGCGAAGUGUUGAAUGGAUUAUAUUGGUUUAACGAAUCGAGUGAUGUUUUUAAGACGUUUUAUUCUGCUUAGUUCAAAUCAUAAAUAACUAUACUGAUACUCGUAAGCCUAGAAUCUAAAGACGACUCUUUUCCCAAAAUAAGAAAGGUCAUCAGAAGCUUAGAUAACUGAAAAUCCGCCGCUAAGCACGUCGAUGAAGGGAGAGGGGCAUCCUAUCUUCAUGUGAAAAAGGCCUGAGUAGUGGUAAAAAUAUUUCAUCAGGACAAGAAGGCCACAUUGCUGUGCCUGUGACUGCAUAAUUUGGCAUUGGUCUUACCCGUGACGCCAUACCUAACUGCUUUCAACAGUAAGAAAAUGUACGAGACAAAGAAAAACGGCACAAUCGACGGUCAGUUUGUUGCACCCUCUGCAAAUCCACUGGUAGGCGGCAUGCCAUGGUGGAUGUCACCGGUCGCUGUGUUGUGUUUGAUCGGGCUCAGUUUUGCAGUGGGCUUCAUUCUUUUUAUCAAGGUCAAGCUAGCAGGCAUGAAAACCGUAAAGCAAGAAAAAAAGACAUCUAAGAAAGAAGACAAAAACAGCAUCGAGGUGAUAGCUGUCAAGGUACCAGACAAACAUGGUCCCCAGUCCCCCACGCGCGAGAAUGUGCGGCGACGCAGCUCCAUUUCUCCGUCUCACGACCUAGGCAAUACGCCUUCUAUGGGCUCCUAUGGACUGGUCCAGGCUCAACAGGUCCGCACGCCGCCAAAGCUGACCGAGGGAGAGACUGAGCCGGGCCAUCCCCCUGAGAGUGCAGAACGAAAGAAAAGACGUGGUCCUACUGCUCCCCAGCCAGGUGCACGCACACACAGGGUGAGCCCUGAGACGAGGCAGUACCGAAGCCGUCCCCCAAAAGGACAAAAAGACCGUAUUCCUGGGCAAGCCUUGCGCAAGGUCAAGUCUGACCCAUACCAUCUUAGGGAGCCACUCUACAUGGGCCCUAUAGAACUCAAGAAGACCAGGGCCGCGAAAACCCAACAGGGACAGCCACUGACGAAGGUUUCUUCAGACUCAGCCUUAGGGAGUAAUGCAUACCCUAUUCCUGUAUCAAGAAGUCCAAGAGAGCUCCCCCCACUGACGAGCUCAAGGAAGUUGCCAAGUAUCGCUGACGACGGUGGAGACUAUGACGAGGUAGCAGUGACAGCAAAGAAGGCGUCUAAAGCUUCCUGUGUUUCUGACGACCCGCUGCAGACUGGGUUCAAAAGUCGCUGGUCUCGAAAGUCUGACAUCACCUCUGCUAGCCAGUCGAAGUCCUUUGCUAAUCCGUUCUACGACACCCUUGAGGUUUGCGACCCAUAUUUGCACAGAGCGAGCAAAGGAGAAGAGCACUCGACCGAAUACGGGGUUGCUCAAGUCUUAGAGGAGCGUCCAGUACACUUCGAAAUGAUCGAUUCGGUGUAUGAGAACAUAGAACAAGAGAGUGUCUUUCAGGACAAAAGAGCCGACAGUUCAACGCCAGACGUGAAGAGAACCAAAAGGCGGAGCAGCUGCGCCGCACAGCACCGCCCUCGUGGGAGUGAUAGAGGGGAGGCACCAGGAGUGGAGUACGCCAAGGUGCAGAAGGGAGGCAAGAAGGGAGGCAAGAAUGGCACAAAGGCACCGGAGGAAGCGAUUUAUGACGAUGUCGCCAUAUCUCCCAUUAACCACACCGAAACAAAAGAUGAGAUAUUGCAUCAAAAUGUCGAUGAGUGGAUGACAGCCGAGGGAGAGUCGCGAAAACAGAGGUCAAAGGUUAAGAAAUCAAGGUCAAGCCAAAGUUUCCUGACAGAACGAAUACCGGGAGAUACGUACAUGGAAGUGAACGAGCUGGCUCAGUGAUGUGUCCAGGUUUAUUGUAUCUAAGCGGAACAAUGUUGAAUAAAGGUCAACUAGCUCGGCUAA
Messenger RNA from Nematostella vectensis (starlet sea anemone), 2011 nucleotides. RefSeq lists its product as uncharacterized. The transcript has 7 exons. NCBI's taxonomy places the organism in Eukaryota, Metazoa, Cnidaria, Anthozoa, Actiniaria, Edwardsiidae. The record is from RefSeq and is a predicted model, not a curated record. Bases 449 to 1948 code for a protein of 499 amino acids.